AUGGCCGCGACGCGUCGGCAGCCGCCGUUGCAGAUUUUCGAAGACCCCAACGUCUCCACCGCCCACCAUGACAUCGCACAAUACGCAUCGCACACUCUCGAGCCCCAUGGCCCCGUCACCGACGUGUCAGUUGAUCACCACACUCUCCUCCAGCCGCCAGAAGUCUUCACCCAGGCCCCAUCGCCCAAGAAGGGCCGACAUCCUUCCAGUUCUCCGCCACCACGCGCUCUGACCGAAAAAGGACUCAACGCGGUUGCUCUUCCUCGUCCCCCCGAGCAACUAUUCCGCACCGAUGCGCCUGUGAAGCGCGUACAGCGACCGAUUCCAAAGCAAUCCCAGAUGAUGGCCGCGACCGGCGCUCCCGUCUUCACCAACUUCGCGUCGCAGCUAGCUCAAUUUGACAAAGAAAACCUGGUGCCAGAGAGCUCAAAUGCCGUCAGCCGUAAUUUCUCCACUGAGGCCAUCAAGCCAGCCAACAAGCGCAGACUCUCCGACGCCGCACCCCAACGUGAUAGGAACAAGAAAACCAAGGUCCCAACGCCGCGUUCCACCCAAGAAGACGGCCCAUUACCCGAACCUCAUGAGAUGCCGCCGGUCGAGGACGACGGCACCAAGCCAUUGUAUAGCUAUGCGAAUCUGAUCGGAAUGGCCAUCCUGAGAGCCCCCAACCGGCGACUGACCCUUGCUCAGAUCUACAAGUGGAUCUCGGAUACAUUUGCCUUCUACCGUAAUCAACCCGACUGCACCGGCUGGCAGAACAGCAUUCGCCAUAACCUUAGCAUCAGCAAGUCCUUCUCCAAGCAGGAGCGACCUAAAGAUGACCCCGGAAAAGGACAUUACUGGCGUAUCAACCCAGGCUUCGAAAAACAGUAUUACAAGUCCAAGCCCGUUCGGCGCCCUACCAACCCGGACGGCUUUGUGCAGACCAAUAUCAGCGAGCUGGCGCGCCCCAUGUCGUCGUCGGCGAGCUUCCCGCCCCUCAUGAGCACCGUCAAGAGCAUCGACUCGAGCAAAUUCCCGGAGGAGCCUGAACUCUCAUCGGACGCCACGAUCCCUUGCUCAGACCCGACCUGCCACGAUGGGGUUGAUCCAGUUCCCGCCAAAGCUCCGACCAGGGCAAUCCCAUCUUCUCCUCCCGCAGCUGAUAUCAAAUCAUCACCGCCGCCGAUUGCACGUGCCGCUCGUGAGGACACGCCUCCGCGCAUUCCCGCUCCCCGGCUCCCCAGCAACAGCAGGUCGGGUGGCCGCAAACGCAAGUUCGGAUUUGGUGACAGCGGUUACUACUCCUCCAUCGAAUCAUCAGCUACCAAAGGCCACCCCUUGGGAACGCUGUUGACCUCUGAAGCAGAUGCUGGCAAUUACAGGCUCAAGCGCGGUCGCGCCGAGGAGGAGAUCGUCCGUAUCCGUGGCUCAUCGUAUGACUCUCCGACGAAGAGCAGACCAACCUUCAAGCAUCCUGGUGAUGCGCCGCUCGCGUCUUCUCCGCUCCGAGCGAACCAGAAGCUUCCUGAAGGGCCACUCACCCCCGCAGUCGUCUUCAAACGACCUGCUCUUCCGCCAGCUUCUGUUUCCCCCAACACGAAUUUGCGUAACCAUCGCAACCGCAUGCGCGAGCUCGUUGGAUCUCCGGAUAAGAACAUGCCCGUUUUGAAUAACAACACUUUCUUGGACAGUCAAUCUUGGAGUCCCGCUGUUCAGGGUCCCAAUGACGAGAACGUCAAUCUGGUGGGAGAUGGUUUCUUCACCACGUUCGAUAUCUUUGGCGACUAUCCUUACCAGGAGUCACCACUCAAGCCAUCCGCAAAGCGUCCCCGCCUUGAACGUGCCGCCACCACCUCUAGCAUCUUGGCUGAUGUUACCGGCGUCGACAAGCACUACAACACCGCUUCACCAAGGCCGUACUUGCGCUCCCCCUUCCACGAGCUUCCUGGCUUCUCCUUGUCUCCUCUUCGGCAGAACUCGCCGAUGAAGGCACCCACAUCCGCACCAGUACCUGAGCUGCCUGUCGCUCCUACUUCGACAUUCACAACCACAAACUCUGGCUUCGGGCUGAAGCCAACGUUUGCGGCUGCCUCGGCUCAGAGCGCGCCUGCUGACGAUGACCUCUUCAACCUCCUUCACAGCGAUGAGUCGGAACCUGGCAUUGAUCUUCUCAAAGGGUUUGAGAAGAUCGGUGCACGAAGCGCCGUCGCGCCGAACGGGUCUCCAACCAAAGUUUCGCACCCCGGCUUAGGGCGCAGCUCGACGGCGCGCUUCUAG
Messenger RNA from Westerdykella ornata, 2259 nucleotides. Its product is annotated as forkhead transcription factor-like protein. Lineage: Eukaryota; Fungi; Ascomycota; Dothideomycetes; Pleosporales; Sporormiaceae. The record is from RefSeq and is a predicted model, not a curated record. Gene Ontology annotation, molecular function: DNA-binding transcription factor activity, RNA polymerase II-specific; RNA polymerase II cis-regulatory region sequence-specific DNA binding. The coding region runs from base 1 to 2259 and encodes 752 amino acids. Gene Ontology annotation, biological process: regulation of transcription by RNA polymerase II. The transcript has a single exon.